GGUUGAGGCUAACCUAAACUUUUCUUUCAAAGCCUUUUUUUUAAAUGUGCAUGGCAUUUUUGUUUUUAAUAUGGAGAAGGGGCACAGUCAGAAACGUGCGUAACACCUCCCCUUGCUCUCCCCGUGAAGCAGCCGAGGAGCUUAAGCUCUUGAAGGGUUAACAAACGACAACUAAGAGCAGCGAAAGAGCGACUUCCUUUUCCUGUUUCUGAAAGAAAUGCAGUGUGGAAAGGCGGGAACUCCUCUUUGUUUGCAGCGAUGUUAGAGGCGGGGGUUGCACGGAGGGAGCCACAAACUAAAGGGACUGGUGACCUUUGAGGAGGUGUUCUUGCAUUUCACCGAGGAGGAAUGGGCUCAAUGAGAUUCAGACCAGAGAGCUCUGUGCAAGGAGGUCAUCCGGGAGAUUAACAAGACGGCAACCUCUCUGGACAAGGAUUCUUUUGCCCUUUAUCAAUAGCUAUGGAAGGAUACAUCUGGGGAGUCAAGGCUGAGGGAGAACCAUCAGAAGUAUCGCUGGAAAAAGCUGAGGAACAGGUGCAGGAACAGAAACUGAGGAGUCAAGAUGGAGCAAAGAGACAAGAGGGGAGACAAACUCAUACAGGGGACAAACCUUAUAAGUGCUUGGUGUGUGGAAAGACCUUUAGUUGGAGUAGCACCCUUAGUAAACAUGAAAGAAUUCAUACAGGGGACAAACCUUAUAAAUGCUUUGAGUGUGGAAAGAGCUUCACGUGGAGUAGCAACCUUACUUCACAUCACAGAACUCACACAGGGAAAAAACCUUAUAAGUGCUUGGAGUGUGGAAAGAGCUUCAGUGAGUGUAGUUCACUUACUUUGCAUCACAGAGCUCAUACAGGCGACAAACCUUAUAACUGCUUGGAGUGUGGAAAGAGUUUCAGUCAGAGUGGCCACCUCACUUCGUAUCAAAGAACGCACACAGGGGACAAACCUCAUAUAUGCUUGGAGUGUGGAAAGAGCUUCAGUUGGAGUAGCAACCUUAGUAGACAUGAAAGAACUCAUACAGGAGACAGACCUUAUAAAUGCUUGGUGUGUGGAAAGACUUUCAGUUUCAGUAAAUCCCUGAGUGUGCAUCAAAGAAUUCAUACAGGGGACAAACCUUACACAUGCUUGGAGUGUGGAAAGAGCUUCCGUCAGAGUCAUGAGCUCACUCGGCAUCAAAGAAGUCACACAGGGGAAAAACCUUAUAAGUGCUUGGAGUGUGGAAAGAGCUUCAGUGUGAGGCUCUACCUGAGUCAACAUGAAAGAACUCAUACAGGGGACAAACCUUAUAAAUGCAUGGAGUGUGGAAAAACAUUCAGUCGGAGCAGCACCCUUACUUUGCAUCAAAGAACUCACACAGGGGGCAAAACUUAUAAAUGCUUGGAGUGUGGAAAGACCUUCAGUAGUGGUAGCGGUCUUACUUCACAUCACAGAACUCAUACAGGUGACAAAUCUUAUGAAUGCGUGGAAUGUGGAAAGACCUUCAGUCGGAGUAACGCCCUUACUUUGCAUCAAAGAACUCACACAAGGGACAAACCUUAUAAAUGCUUGGAGUGUGGAAAGAGCUUCAGUCAGAGUGGCAGCCUUCGUAAACAUGAAAGAACUCAUACAGGGGGCAAACCUUAUAAAUGCAUGGAAUGUGGAAAGACCUUCAGUCAGAGUGGCAGCCUUCAUAAACAUGAAAGAACUCAUACAGGGGGCAAACCUUAUAAAUGCUUGGAGUGUGGAAAGACCUUCAGUAGGGGUAGCGGUCUUACUUCACAUCACAGAACUCAUACAGGGGACAAAUCAUAUGAAUGCAUGGAAUGUGGAAAGACCUUCAGUUGGAGUAACACCCUUACUUUGCAUCAAAGAACUCACAUGAGGUACAAACCUUAUAAAUGCUUGGAGUGUGGAAAGAGCUUCAGUCAGAGUGGCAGCCUUCAUAAACAUGGAAGAACUCAUACAGGGGACAAACCUUAUAAAUGCAUGGAAUAUGGAAAGACCUUCAGUCGGAGUAGCACCCUUACUUUGCAUCAAAUAACAUAUACAGGGGACAAACCUUAUAAAUGCUGGGAGUGUGGAAAGUGCUUUAGUAAGAAUAACAACCUUAGAAAACAUGAAAGAACUCAUACAGGGGACAAACCUUAUAAAUGCUUGGAGUGUGGAAAGAGCUUCAAUUUCAGUGGUGCCUUUAUUCAACACCAAAGAACUCACACAGGGGAUAAACCUUAUGAAUGCUUGGAGUGUGGAAAGAGCUUCAGUCAGAGUAGCCACCUUACUUCUCAUCAAAGAACUCACACAGGGGACAAACCUUAUAAAUGCUUGGAGUGUGGAAAAAGCUUCAGUCAAAGUGGCACCCUUAGUAAACAUGAAAAAACUCAUACAGGGGACAAACCGUAUAAAUGCUUGGAGUGUGGAAGGACCUUCAGUGAGAGUAGCUACCUUCAUAAACAUGAAAGAACUCAUACAGGAGCCAACACCCAUAUAUGCUUGGAGUGUGGAAAGAGUUUCAGUCAGAGUAGCCACCUUACUUUGCAUCAAAGAACUCACACAGGGGACAAACCUUAUCAAUGCUUGGAGUGUGGAAAAAGCUUCGGUCGAAGUGGCACCCUUAGUAAACAUGAAAAAACUCAUACAGGGGACAAACCUUAUAAAUGCUUGGAGUGUGGAAGGACCUUCAGUCAGCGUUCCCACCUUACUUCACAUCAAAGAACUCAUACAGGGAAAAAACCUUAUACAUGCUUGUAGUGUCACAAGAGCUUUCAUCAGAAUGGGCAUCUUCUGGAACAUCAAAGGAUUCGUACAAGAGAAGAGCCAUAUAAGUUCUUUGAACGUGGUAAAAGCUUUAAGCAAACUCCAAUUCUUUCUGUACAUCAAAGGAUCCAUACAAGGAAGCAGGGCUACCAACAAGAUAUUCUGGGCUCGGUAUACUGUAUGUAGAUUGUGUCUUUGGGGAGUGCAGCAGAGGCCCCAAACUGGCAUAAAGCAUGCAUACACUUUAUGUCAAAUGCAAAUUUGUAGCCUCUUCUGCAGAUGGGAGUGGAGCACCAAAAAUAAUCCAGGGGUCACACUCAAAUAAUAAGAUAUCCAAUAGAAAUAAUAGCAAGAGGUGAAGCUUUCCCCACAAUUCCAUACUACAAAAGGGCAGAUAUUAAUCUGCCUGCCACAUUAUCGCUAUCAAAGGCAUGAGAGCCCUGCUCUCUUGCAAUGCCAACCCUAAACCAUGCAAAGAACUCAGGUUUCAUGAGUUGUAAAGGAAUUAUGUUACUGUAGGUUUUUUAUUUGCUGAUCUUAGGCAAGAUUAGGGUGGUAUUGGAGGGAAUCAAAAGUGAUUUAAGAUGUAUCGCAGUCCUCUCCAGAUGCUCAUGCUGGGAUAAAUUCAAGAUUUAAAUAGUUAAAAAGCAAGCCCUGUAGUCAUUUGUUGUGGUAUUUUUGAAUACUUCAUAAUAAAUAAGACUUCUUUUUCUUUUUCAUUUUUGAGCAAAAAGAAUUUUAAAUGUCCACUUGGCCAUUAAGCUCAAUUGGUACCCCUGGGUUAUGUGUUAACUUAUCUACCUCACAGGCUUGUUGUGAGGAUAGAAUGGAAAGGGGGAGAGCUCUGUACACCACCUUGACCUCUUUGAAUAAGAACAACAAAACAUUUAUGUGUUUAUACCAGCAGCACCAACCCACCCCCAAGAACUCCCAUAUUCCCUUUCCCCACAUAUUGCUGCUACAGGCAACUUAACCUAAGCCCCCCCAUCUCACUGCUGCAUUUCCCUAGGAAAAAAAACAGCAAACCAAGAAAUUGGAUAACUCUCCAGUUAUGAAGCAAACAGUCAACAUUUCCGUCCACUCCAGCACUGCAAUGUCCAUGCUAUAAAACAACAGCAACAAAGCAUUUGGACAACUUCAUAUAUGUUAAAAAUUAGCACUUGUAACUUCAAAAUUUGUAAUACAGCACAGACCAAAACAGGUGAGGAGACACUAGAAAUAAAUACACACACAAAGCCAGGAAAACACCCUUGCCCCCUCUCCAUGUUUCGAUUGCUACAUUUCACUCCUGAUUCUAUUACAGCAAACAAAAACAGUAUCUGAGCAUGUACAAUUUCACAUUUUAAACUCACUUAACAACUCAUCAUAGAGCCAGUGUGGCGUAGUGGUUAAGGUGCUGGACUACGAUCUGGGAGACCACGGUUCAAAUCCUCACACAGCCAUGAAGCUCACUGGGUGACCUUGGGCCAGUCACUACCUCUCAGCCUCAUGAAAACCCUAUUCAUAGGGUCGCCAUAAGUCAGAAUCAACUUGAAGGCAGUAUAUUUAUAUUUAUAUAUAUAUAUAUUUAUAUAUAUAUUUAUAUAUAUUGCCUUAGACCAGUUACCAACCAUCAUCUGAACCUACCUCUCAUGGCUGUUGUGAAGAUACAGAAGGGGGUAUAAAACAACUGCAAAAGGGGAUUUAGUGCUUGUUUCACAGGCAUCAGAUUUUGCUUUCUUUAACUAAAGUGAUGAUUCUUUGUAAAGGGACAUGUCUUAUAUUGUCCCCCACCCCAUUAGGGCACCUCCAGAUUUCAACCAAUUUAGCAUGAUUAUUGUGUGUUUAGAUUGUAUUUGAGCAAGCUUUCUGUCACCAUGAGCCCUUCCCUGCCGCUUCCUUAUAAGAAAGCCUGGGCAACAAUCUUGUACCUAGUUAAACCC
This is a messenger RNA of Rhineura floridana, 4655 nucleotides long. Its product is annotated as zinc finger protein 91-like. Gene Ontology annotation, biological process: regulation of transcription by RNA polymerase II. Lineage: Eukaryota; Metazoa; Chordata; Lepidosauria; Squamata; Rhineuridae. Gene Ontology annotation, molecular function: RNA polymerase II cis-regulatory region sequence-specific DNA binding; DNA-binding transcription factor activity, RNA polymerase II-specific. The record is from RefSeq and is a predicted model, not a curated record. The transcript has 3 exons. Bases 460 to 2727 code for a protein of 755 amino acids.